Molecule: messenger RNA, 216 nt
Organism: Naegleria lovaniensis
Lineage: Eukaryota; Heterolobosea; Eutetramitea; Acrasida; Naegleriidae
Exons: 2
Biological process (GO): proteolysis
Molecular function (GO): cysteine-type peptidase activity
Source: RefSeq, a predicted model, not a curated record
UACAAAUCAGGAGUUUAUCACCAUGUGAGCGGAGGUUUGGUAGGAGGACAUGCCAUUAAGAUUGUUGGUUGGGGAGUUGACUCUGAAAGUAGAAAACCUUAUUGGAUUUGUGCCAAUUCAUGGGGACCAUCUUGGGGAAUUGAUGGAUUCUUUUGGAUUUUAAGAGGAGUAGAGGAAUGCGGCAUAGGCAGAGACGUAUGGACUGGUUAUGUUUAA